AUGUCGGCCUCUCCUCCCGACAACGAGUCUCCUCCCAACCGCGAGUCUCUUCCCGAGGGCGAGUACCCCCUCAUAUUCCACCCUCCUGGUGCCCACUACUUCUUCAGAUUGAUCGACGCCAUCCGGAGCGCAGGCACGUGCGAGGCUUGGACGAUGCCUGACUGCGAGGCCGAACCCUACAAGUCGCCGGACCCCUUGGGCACCUGGGGCAUCUGCAUUGUCUGCAAGAGGCUCCCUACCUCUCGCAAGUGUAGUAAAUGCGGCCAUGACUGGGUCUGCUGCAGGUCCUGCGAGAAGUACAUGCGCCUUGGCCUUGCCGACAAGCCUCACGAGGAGAUGAUCGCGCACGUUCGCCUCUGCGACAACCGCAACGAGACAACCGCCGACAUCAUCGUCGAGGACGUGACCCGCGGCAGGAUGCUUACUCACCCUCAAGCCAGAGAGGACUACGGCUUCAGUCGCUGCCCCGAGCCCUCAGACCGAGUCAGGCUCUUCACCCUCUACCAUGACCUCGUCAAAAGCCUGGACGUGACCUCCCAGCAGCUCAAUGUCUGGAUGCAGGAGGACACGCUGUACGAGUCCAUCAGCGCCAAGAUGCACGCUAGACCACAGGAUUUCAGUCCUGAAAUCCGCGACUGGUUCGCGGAGAACAGGGUCGUCUUCGACAGACCGGCUGCUGAUCCUAAGACCUAG
Molecule: messenger RNA, 693 nt
Organism: Colletotrichum gloeosporioides
Lineage: Eukaryota; Fungi; Ascomycota; Sordariomycetes; Glomerellales; Glomerellaceae
Exons: 1
Coding region: 1-693 (230 amino acids)
Source: RefSeq, a predicted model, not a curated record